AUGUUCGGAGCCCAGAUGUUACAAGCUGAGGAAUUUCGUAUUCUUGACAACAUGAGGAUCACUCAGCUUUACCUCUACCCCAUCAAGGCUCUGCGGCCAGCCUCAAUCACGAGCGCUCAGAUUGAUCAACAGGGAUUCAAGAAUGACCGGCGAUUCAUGCUGGUGAAGGUUGAAAGUGACGGUAGCUUCAAGAAUGUCCAAACCAUUUACUUUCCGGAGUGCACGCGGCUGUUUCAAGAGAUUGAUGGGGACGAGGUAGUGGUCACCUAUCAUGCACCCAUGGUGCCUCUGAUCCCAGAGACCGCGGAGCAGAAUACGGCUUUGAGGAUACCUUUACGGCCUGAUACCACAGGACUCGACCCCAUUGGCAUCGAGUUGAUGGGAAGCAAGGCGACAGCAUACCGCAUGGGCCAUGAGUACAAUUCAUGGUUCAGUUCGUGCUUGGGUUACGAGACCAACCUGGUGUAUCUCGGGGACGGCAAGCGCCCGGUUCUUGCACACGCACCAGGCGAGAGCCAGGCGGAAGGCUGGCUCUCAACCAUCUCAUCCUACGUGACCGGCCGAGCCGACGAGCCUGACUGGAUCAGCUUCAACGAGGCGGCGCCGUUGCUCGUGGUAUCGGAAGCCUCACUUGGCGACGUCAGCGCCAGGCUCCCCGGCGACCAGGAGAUGGACAUGAAGCGCUUUCGGCCAAACAUCGUGGUGGACGGCACCGACAAGUGGGACGAGGACUUCUGGGGGGAGCUCCUGGUCGGGGGCAAACACAGGCUGGCCCUGACAGCCAACUGCGGCCGCUGCAUGUCGAUCAACAUUGACUACGAGACGGGACGGCAAGCCGACGGCGAGGCGGGUGCCAUGCUCAAAAAGUUGAUGGCGGACCGCAGAGUGGACACGGGCUCCAAAUGGUCGCCAGUCUUUGGCCGAUACGCCUUCCCGCUGGCGCGGCACUCCGAGGUUUCCGUCGGAGACGACGUUGCGGUGACGAAGCGCAUCGACCAGAGGGACGUCUGGCGCUGGCCGAAGUACAAAUGA
This is a messenger RNA of Neoarthrinium moseri, 1032 nucleotides long. RefSeq lists its product as uncharacterized. The coding region runs from base 1 to 1032 and encodes 343 amino acids. NCBI's taxonomy places the organism in Eukaryota, Fungi, Ascomycota, Sordariomycetes, Amphisphaeriales, Apiosporaceae. Gene Ontology annotation, molecular function: catalytic activity; pyridoxal phosphate binding; molybdenum ion binding. The transcript is spliced from 3 exons. The record is from RefSeq and is a predicted model, not a curated record.